CACGGUAAACAUGGCUGGAGAUAACACUUUAGAGAGCGAAGAAGAGAACAUUUUGUACGACUUACUAAUAAAUACUGAAUGGCCACCGGAGACCGACACACAGUUAAGAGGGAACAAGGAACAUAGUUCAUCUGUAAUUGCAAAGGCAGUGACUGGACCAUUUAGAUUCUUCUUACACUAUCUUUGGUAUAGCCCUUCCAGCUCCUCUCUGCCCCCGGGACUUGUUCGACUUGUCAGUAAACAAAUCAACUGGCAGCUGGUGCUGGCAAGUAAUGGGAAGCUAUUGGCAGUGGUUCAAGAUCAGUGUGUGGAAAUCAGGUCUGCCAGAGAUGAUUUUGGCUCACUCAUUGGAAAAUGCCAAGUUCCUAAGGAUCCCAAUCCUCACUGGAGGAGGGUGGCGUGGAGCCACGACUGCACCCUCCUGGCCUACGCCGACAGCACAGGGACCGUGAGGGUGUUCGACCUGAUGGGAAGUGAACUGUUCCUCAUUCCUCUGCAGACGGCCAGCUUUCCGGGUGAUUUCAGCCAGGCUGUGGCGGGCCUCAUCUUCCUGGAGUACACGGCCAGCGCUCAGUGGUCUGCCGAACUCCUCGUCAUCACCUACGGGGGGCAGCUCAAAAGUUACCUAGUCAGUGUUGGCACCAAUCAAAGCUUUCAGGAGAACCACAGCUUCAGUUUUACCACACACUACUCCCAUGGCAUCACCACAGCUAUCUACCACCCUGGACAUCGGUUGCUGCUGGUCGGGGGCUGUGAAGGUGGGGACGAUGAGGCAUCCAAGGCCGCAUGCUGUGGGCUCACUGCCUGGAGAGCUCUGUCCGGUUCUCCCUACUACAAGCAAGUCACCAGCUAUGAGGACGACAUGGGCUCUACACAGAGGCGGGGAUUCUUCAGGAUACCCAGUUUUCGAUUCUUUGGAAGUCAAGGAAACGAGAAGGAUGGCAUAUUCCGGAUGAGCCUGUCCCCUGAUGGCUCCCUUUUGGCAGCUAUUCAUUUCUCAGGGCAGCUCACCUUCUGGGAAAUCCCUUCAUUCAGACAGAUUGCCGGAUGGACUCAGGAUGCACAGCCAGGGUUCGAUGAGAUCAACCCAGAGUGGAAAAAUUCACUGGAGAAGAGGAAGAAAAUAAAAGACAAGGAGAUGUACUACCCCCUGCUGGAUGUGAACUGGUGGAGUGAGAGUGCGGUGAUCCUGGCACGCUGCUCGGGGUCGCUCACAGUGUCCUCCGUCAGGACCCUGAAGAACCUGCUGGGGAAGUCGUGCGAGUGGUUCGAACCCUCGCCACAGGUCACUGCUGCCCAUGACGGGGGAUUCCUUAGCUUGGAGUGUGAGAUCAAGUUGGCCCAGAAGAGGGCCCGCCUGGAGAGCAGCACCCCUGAGGACGAUGAGGACGAAGAUGACUCGGACUCGGAGGACGAGUCGUCCGCCAAGGCCCGCUACUUCCGCUACAUCAAGCAGGGCCUGUAUUACGUCACUGAGAUGGAGAGGUUCGCACCUCCCAGGAAACGCCCUAGGACCGUCCUCAAGAACUACCGGCUGGUGAGCCUGAGGUCCACCACCCCAGAGGAGCUGUAUCAGAGAAAGAUUGACAGUGAGGAGUACGGGGAAGCCUUAUCCCUGGCACAUGCCUAUGGCUUGGACUCAGACCUGGUCUAUCAGAGGCAAUGGAGGAAGUCUACUGUAAGCAUCGCAUCCAUACAGGAUUACCUGAGCAAGAUUAAGAAGCGGUCCUGGGUGCUGCACGAGUGUGUGGAGAGGGUGCCCGAGAACGCGGACGCGGCCAAGGAGCUGCUGCAGUACGGCCUCAAGGGCACGGACCUGGAGGCCCUCAUCGCCAUCGGCAACGGCGAGGACGGGGGCAGAUUUAUCUUGCCUGGGGACGUAGACAUUGAGGAUGUUCCUUAUGAAGAUUUCCUCUCCCCAGCCGAGGCGGUGAAGAGGAAGAAAGAGGGAGAGGCCAAGAAGAGGCAGGAGCUGCUGAAGAAGGUUGACUUCAGCAGGUUAACUCUGGAGCAGAAGGAGCUUUGCCGGAGCAGAUUAAAACUCCUGUGUUACCUGGAUCGCUUAGCCACAUAUGAGGAAAUCUUGGAACGGUCGCAUGCUGCCGAACAGAGAUAUGAUGCAGAAUUCUUCAAGAAGUUCCGCAAUCAGAAUAUUGUGCUGUCAGCAAGAACGUACGCCAGGGAGAGUAAUGUGCAAGCGUUGAACAUCUUGUUCACUUACCAUGGAUCAGAACUUCUCCAACAUCGACUGGCUAUACUGUACAACUUCCCAGAGACAACGUCCCCACAUGAAUACACCAUCCUCCUCCCUGAAGCCUGCCUGGAUGACAGAGGGAACCUGACGUUGUUCCCUUGGGAUGAGCAGAGGCACAGAGACAUGGACUGGUGUGAGCAGGAGGAAUGCAGGGCGGUUCUGGACCAGAACCCUCAGGAUGAGGAUGACUUCCUUUAUGAGGAGCAGCCGGACCUGCUCCGGUUCCGAACCGCUGCCCCUUCCAUUGGGCUCCUCACGGAAUGGUACCUGAGACGGGCUGAAGACAUCGACAGCUGCUCCCGACAGGUGGACUGUGCUUUAUCCCUGGUGCGUCUGGGGAAAGAGCACAAUAUCCCAGGCCUGGAGGUGUUGUGUGACGACCUGGUAACCUUGGAGACGCUGGUGUAUGAGACAUCCUGUGAUUUGAACCUAACUCUGAGGGAGCUACAGCAGAUGAAGGACAUCGAUAAACUCAGACUUUUGAUGAAAAAUUCAACAGAAGAGAGGUAUGUGAAGAAUGCAUACCAGUGGAUGGUCCCCUUCCUCCAUCGCUGCGAGAGUCAGACAGCAGGUUCAGCCAACGCCCUUCUGCGGGAGUACCUGGUCUCUCUGUCAAAGGAAGACCUCACCUUUCCCCUCAAAAUAUUCCAGCACUCCAAGCCUGACUGCCAGCAGAAGAUCAUUGGAGACCAUGACCAGCUGAUGUCCAUUGCCCUGGAGUGUAUCUACAGCUGCGAGCGAGACGAUCAGCUGUCGUACUGUUACGACGUGCUGGAAUGCCUUCCACAGAGAGGCUACGGGCCCGAAACAGACUUAAGUAAAACACUUCAUGACCAGGUGGAUAAACUGGAGAAACAUCUCAGCGUGGCUGAGCUUCUUGAGAAGCAUGGAUUACAGAAGCCCAUUUCUUAUGUGAAGAAGAGCCAGAACAGUUGUGAGGAGGCCUACCAGCUGAUGGUGAAGCUCACCCGUCACACUGGCCGCAAGAAUCCACCUGUGAGUGAGAACCUGUGGAAAGGGCUGCUGCAGGAUCUGCUGGAGAUGCAGCAGAAUGUUUACACCUGCCUGGAGCCUGACACCUGCCAUCAGAUCUUCACGGAGAGCUUGCUGUGCUCGAGCCGUCAGGAGAACAUUCGCCUGGCCGGGCAGAUGAUGCACUGCAGCGCGGUGUCCCAGGACAUCCCCGUCAGCCUGGCCUUCAGGGGCAAGGGUCACUCCAGGGUCUCCUACGAGAAGAGCGUCGAGCUGGUCCUGGCUGCCGCGCGGGAGUACUUCAACUCCUCCACCACUCUCACUGACAACUGCAUGACCCUCGCACGGUCCUGUUUGCAGUUGAUUUCUGACUGCCCACCUCUCAUCCAGGAAGAGCUGGACCUGAUCAGUGCACUCAGCCAGUUGGAGCACUUUGAAGUGAAAAUCCUUCCCUUACAAGUGCGUCUGCGGUCGGACCGCCUCACCCUGAUAGAGGAGUGUAUCCGCCAGUGUCCAACCGCCUACAAGCAGUCCACCGUCCUCCUGGGCCUGGCCAGGCAGCUCCGCGUGGCAGGAGACGAUGAACCAAAGAGAAAGGGGCAGGUGCUGACACUGCUGGCUGAGCAAGCCCUUCAUCAUGAGGACUACAAAGCUUCCCAAAUCCACUGUCAAGAUCUCAUGGCAAUAGGUUACAGCGCAGGGUGGCACGUGUGCAGCCAGCUGGGACAGUGUGAGAGCUACCAGGAUCUGCGGGCGCGUCAGGAGCUCAUGGCCUUCGCCCUCACGCACUGCCCACCAGACAGCAUCCAGACCCUGCUGGCCGCCAGCAGCUCUCUGCAGACCCAGAUCCUGUACCAAGCAGUGAAUUACCAGAUAGAUCCAUCUCACCUGGGAGAUGGACACAGUCAUUCUGCACCAGCGCCUGAUGGUGCAGAGUCCCAGCAGGCAGACGCGAGCGCGCCUGGAGCCAGGCACUCUGCAGACCUGCUGCACAGAACCACCGCUAAAACCAUGGAGGUUCUGUCUAACACCACCAUGACCACUAAAGCCGUGCUGCAUGCCGUCAGUGACUCACAGUGGUGGAAGACGUCCGUCAAUUACCUGAGGCCUCUACACGGUCAAGGACCCGGGCCUGCACUAAAGGGACCGUCUGGGGAAAACGCAGACCUGGAAAAACAAGGCUGUAACCCUUUCUAUGAAUCCUUGUUUGAUAAUCCUUAUAUUGAUGAAAGUGAAGAAAUCUACACAUCCUACGAUCACGUUCAUCAGGAGAACUUUGCUGAAGUGCUGUUGCGGACCGGCAAGCUCGCCGAAACCAAAAGCGAAGGCCAAAACCUCUUUCCAGCCACAGAAGUUCUCAUUCAGUUGGCCACUGAUGCUCUUCCUAAAGAUAUGACGCUGGCGUUGGCCUAUUUGCUUGCAUUGCCUCAGGUCCUGGAUGCCAACAAGUGUUUCGAGAAGCAGUCUCACUCGGCCUUAUCGCUACAGUUGGCUGCAUAUUAUUAUGCCUUGCAAAUCUAUGCACGACUGGCUCCGUGUUUCAAGGACAAAUGUCACACACUUUACCGGGCUGACCCCAAAGAACUGAUAAAACUGGUGACGAAGCACGUGACGGACAAUGAAGAGGCCGUUUGGCCGGAGGAGCUGGAGCAGCUGAUCGCACAGCUGCACCUUUACAACGAGAGGCUGACUGACUUCACUCAGGCCCAGAUACUUCAGGGGCUGGGGAGGGGCGUGGACGUGCACAGGUUCUCAGCAGACAACAAGUACAAGAAAGAGACCAUCCUCGGCCUGGCUGAGACUCUGGAAGAAAACGUAUACAAGAUCUCCCUGUCUCUGGCCCAGCGGUACAGCAUCCCCCUUUGGGAAGUGUACAUGACGCAUCUGGAGUUCCUCUUCACUGACAGUGGGCUGUCAACCAAGGACAUUGAAAGCCGGAGCGAAGCCCUGGGCCUCUUCGAGACUCUGAAAAGCAACCCAGCUGAUUUUUACGAUCACAUGACCAAGUACGUGUACCCCAGCAUCGAAGGCACGGACCUGCUCAGAAUGCUCUACUAUUUCACCCUUCUGGAGAACUGCGGCUGCUCAGAGUUUGUACAGACCGCCCUCAAACCCGACAGCCACAUCAAACUCCUGAAGAAGCUCAAGGCCGUAGCAACCGGGCUAGACUACCGAAAGCUGACAGAUGAAGACAGUGACCCGCGGCAGGCCCUGGAGCCUGUUCUGACCAGCCAGAACGUUCUGUCCAUUUCCAAGCUGACCUCCAGGCUGGCGCUGCGUGACGGGCGUGUGCUCUCCUCCAGCGCCGUGCACGCGGCGUGGCUGCGCAAGCUCUUCUGGAAGGGCGACCCCCAAGUCCUGAAGAAGCAGCCCCAGACGGAUGCCGAGUUCCUCCACGCCUACGACGCCUGCGCCAAGUACUUCGACAGGCUCUUCCCGGCGGACACCGCCGCCUUCGCGGACUCCAUAACCUUCUCCCCCGAAGCCGCCAGCCUGUUGACUGCUGACACCAGGCUGGAGGUUACGAGGAGGGCUCUGAAAACACUCAGACAAAUAAGUGAGAAAAUGAGGAAAAAGAGCGGCGAUGAAAGCUGCCACCUCGCCGAGAAUUCCCCCGCCAGCUUUGAUGAGGCCCUGAACCACCUCCAGCAAUCGCUGGCUCAUCUGGAAACACUCAGUCACAGCUUCGUUCUGUCCCUCAAGAACAGUGACCAGGAGCUUUUACAGGAGUACAGCAGGUUGUAUGACUUGUCCCGGUCAGAUAGGGAGAAAAUUCACCAUUUGGCAGUAACCAUGCUGAUGGACGGACAGCCACUUGACUACAUCCAGCAGUUGCUAGAGGUUGCCGUUGGCCCCUUGGACGUCUCUCCGAAAAACGCAGUACAGGAUGCAGUGGAGAGAAUAGUCUCAGCAUUAAGUGGAGAUAACACAGCAUUGAUAGGUGGCAGAGACCCCCUGAAGGUUCUGGAAGGAAUUGUCAAAUCCGUGCACGCCAAUGUUCAAAAUGGGGGCAGCCUCGUCUCCUCCGACGACCUGCUGGCUUGGCUGAGGCCCUUCUGCGGUGACAGCUCCCUGCCUGUGAAGCCGCGCAUUGAGGUGCUGCAGAUCCUGGAGCAGGCCUUCCACCUGACCGACCAGGACAGCAGGCUGCUGGUGUUCUUCAGGAGCCAGGCUGUGCUCAAAUCCUGCUGGCCAGACCGACCGCUGGAAAUCGGUGGUAUCGAGAAUGAAGAGAAGCGGUACCAGCUCUUUUUGGAGCUGCUGAACUCCAGCAGCAAAUGGGAAGAGAUGCAACACUUGAUGUUACUUCUGCAGGCCUGGCCUCCUCUGGCGAGCCAAGCCAUUGCGGGCUCGGCGGAGAACCCCUGGGUGAAGCUGACUUCUGCCAUAAUGUCACACUGCGCCUCGGGGACGAGGGCCGACGUGGGCAGCGAAGUGCUUAGCAUGUGCCGCUCCCUCUACCCCACCAGGCACAAGCUGCCGGUCGAGUGUAUCCGACUCAUAUCAGGCCUGCUCCUGGAUCAGCCGGGGCUCCAGCUCCCAGCUCUGAAGCUGAUGACGGAGAGCGGGGACGAGCAACUGCUGACGCUGACUCUGGGCCAGAUAAGCGGCAUCAAUAAAGUGGAUGAGUCAAACUGCGAUGCUGAGCUCUUGGCUCUGCUCCUGGAUGCCGGGCUCCUAAUUAGAUGCAUGGAGACCGUUUUCUACCCAGAGCUGGUCAACCACCUCCUGGCGCACCACCAGGAGAGGGGCUGGGACGUGGAGGAGAUGGCCCGGGAGAUGCAGCGAGCUGGCCGCAUUGCUGAGGCCGGGUCCCUGCUGCUGGCCCACAGAGGGACUCACCCGGGACAGUUCACCUUCAACAGUGCCCUGGCCGUUAUCAGAAAGUGGCUGUGACCGGGCACUGUGUGUGUUCUGAACGGGUCCCAUUACCACAGGUAUCCUAUGUAUUUACCAGAUCAGUCAGUUCAGUGUGUUUGAAAGCUCUUUCAGGCCAUAAGUGUCCUGACUGUCUGCCUGGCUACGAACGUUCUAGAAGAGGUGUGACCUGAAAUCGAACAUCCAUGGCUACCAUGGUGACACAGACACCAGGAUCUCCUGGCAUCAGUAUGGAAGACGGAAAGAAUGCAGUGGCUGAAUUUCUGGCCAUAAUGUCGAAUGUCUGUGGCGUUAUGCUGUGGAUCAGAAGUUGAGAGUAUGAUGUUUAAAGCAGCAGUAAAAUUUAUCGUUUCUACACUGAUUUCCCCUUUCUCCCCUCCCCAGCCCCUCAAAGAAUAAGCAUCACAGUUAUACUGACAUUUAUUCAUUGUGUAAGUCAAUAAGUGUUUGCAUUUGUCUGGGAUUUGUUAUGGUACUCUGUCACAGUUACUAAUCAUUAAAGCCUAACCACAAUCUGAA
Molecule: messenger RNA, 7624 nt
Organism: Megalops cyprinoides (Indo-Pacific tarpon)
Lineage: Eukaryota; Metazoa; Chordata; Actinopteri; Elopiformes; Megalopidae
Gene: nbas
Product: NBAS subunit of NRZ tethering complex
Exons: 52
Coding region: 11-7123 (2370 amino acids)
Biological process (GO): retrograde vesicle-mediated transport, Golgi to endoplasmic reticulum
Cellular component (GO): endoplasmic reticulum membrane; Dsl1/NZR complex
Molecular function (GO): SNARE binding
Source: RefSeq, a predicted model, not a curated record